This is a messenger RNA of Vitis vinifera (wine grape), 2131 nucleotides long. Its product is annotated as NAC domain-containing protein 7. NCBI's taxonomy places the organism in Eukaryota, Viridiplantae, Streptophyta, Magnoliopsida, Vitales, Vitaceae. Bases 614 to 1693 code for a protein of 359 amino acids. Gene Ontology annotation, molecular function: DNA binding. The transcript has 4 exons. The record is from RefSeq and is a predicted model, not a curated record. Gene Ontology annotation, biological process: regulation of DNA-templated transcription.
UCUCUCUGCUUACAAUUACAAGAGCCACAGCACACUCACUUCGCCUCUUCUCAUAUCAAGUCUACAUCAGUGGCGGGUGGUGGAGGUGGCACACCCUUCAGCUUCAUUUCCGCCACCUUUUUUCCCGCCCGACGCUUUCCCACCAAUUCACCCCUCCCCACAUGACAGUGAAACCCCAGAUGACUCUGCUUUCUUUCUAGUAUUCUUUCAUCAUCACUUUCAACUUUCAUAUCUCUACAUUUUUCUUUUUCCUAUUUAACCCUACUCCUUCCCCUUUCUCCCAUUCCUCAGCCCUUUCCUUUUUUCGGAAACACAGAACAUAAACACAGUCCUCGGGAUCCCAGCCCACUCUCUCCUUCCACAUCCCUGGACCACUGUUCCUGGGAUCAUCACUAGUGUUUAGGGCUGCAAUUCCCGAGGAUAUCUGCUUUAUUCUCUUUUUCUUUUCCUUUCCUCCUUUGCUUGUUCUUUUUUGUCUCUCAAUCUUGUCUGGUUGGGAAGCCUCUCCACUAAAGUUGGAACCUGUAAAAGCCUAAAACCCCAGCUCAAUUCUCUUCCUCGGAUCUGUGCUUUGUGGGUUUCAAGCGCUAAAGGACUACGUACAUUGGAGGAUAUGAAUACCUUUGCACAUGUUCCCCCUGGUUUUCGGUUCCAUCCAACUGAUGAAGAGCUCGUAGAUUACUACCUCAGAAAAAAGGUUACUUCAAGAAGAAUUGACCUAGAUGUCAUUAAGGAUGUUGAUCUCUAUAAAAUAGAGCCAUGGGAUCUUCAAGAACUUUGCAGAAUAGGAACGGAUGAGCAAAAUGAAUGGUACUUUUUUAGCCAUAAAGAUAAGAAGUAUCCGACUGGGACUCGAACAAAUAGGGCUACAGCGGCUGGAUUUUGGAAAGCAACAGGAAGAGACAAAGCUAUUUACUCUAAGCAUGACUUGAUUGGCAUGAGGAAGACCUUAGUCUUUUACAAAGGUCGAGCCCCGAAUGGUCAAAAAUCAGAUUGGAUUAUGCAUGAAUACCGACUUGAAACAGAUGAGAAUGGGACUCCUCAGGAAGAAGGUUGGGUUGUGUGCAGAGUGUUCAAGAAGAGAAUAGCAACGGUGAGGAAAAUGAGCGAGCAUGAGUCACCAUGUUGGUAUGAUGAUCAAGUCUCGUUCAUGCCGGAGUUGGAAUCACCAAAACAGAACUCUCACUCUAAUAUGGCUUACCAUCUCCCUUAUUCCUGCAAGAAAGAGAUAGACCUGCAGUACCAGAUUCCACACGAGCAAUUCCUCCAGCUCCCUCUCCUAGAGAGCCCAAAACUUUUGCAAACAGCAGCAACCACUGUAAGCUGCAACUCUAUGGUUGCAUACGGUAUUGACAUAAACCAUGGAACCACUUUGCAGUCCCCUUCACUUACCCAGGAUGAACAUAUUCGCCAACAAGCCCAUGAACAAAACUUGCACCCCAUCUAUGUAUACAAUAAUAACGAGCUGGCGGUGGAUCAAGUCACAGAUUGGCGAGUUCUCCACAAGUUUGUUGCUUCUCAGCUCAGCCAUGAAGAUGUUUCCAAGGAAAAUAACUACUCAUCGAAUGCAGCCACUCUCUUUCAUGCAGCUGAACACCCAAAUUUGCUUGUCCAACAUCUGAACAAAGAAGAAGCAGUGCCUGAGAAUGCCUCAACAUCGACUUCAAGUUGUCAAAUUGAGCUGUGGAAAUGAAACCCUGCGAUAGAGAUUCGGUGGUAUAUACUGAUCAUAGGAAGUUCAGGCAGAAGAAAAAGGGAUCGAUAUGAUAUCAUACGUAUGGUUCCUCUUCCUGUACAUAAUAAAACUAUAACAAUAUAACUCUAGCUGUUGAUCAUCUGGCUAGAAAAACCUCGGUAUUAAGUAAUUAAUGCUAUGAAACUAGUGAGUCAAAAACCAUAUUUCUAGUAGUAUAUAAGUAUUGCUAGGCCUGCAGAGCUGAGUGUUGCUGUGAAAGGCAUGGAGUACUUGUAGCAUUGUUUGCAUGCAUGUAAUGGGCUCUAUUACAUAGCCUGGUCUAGCAGCCGACUGUGCUGUUUAUACUUUAUAGAGUGGACCUGUGGUCGCUCACCGAUAUGUUUGUACGCUGGUUGAACUUGAAAUAGAAGAAUAUUGUCUUUCUUCUUUUGUAUA